Molecule: messenger RNA, 4148 nt
Organism: Cataglyphis hispanica
Lineage: Eukaryota; Metazoa; Arthropoda; Insecta; Hymenoptera; Formicidae
Product: anoctamin-4
Exons: 14
Coding region: 883-4026 (1047 amino acids)
Biological process (GO): chloride transmembrane transport
Cellular component (GO): plasma membrane
Molecular function (GO): protein dimerization activity; chloride channel activity
Source: RefSeq, a predicted model, not a curated record
ACGAACGUGUUUUUUAACAAUCCGACAUAAUAAAGACCAUAAGCUACUUCGGCAUACAACUUGAUCGCUUUACUUUUGGAUAUUUCUGUGAACAGUUUAAAGAAAAGACGGCAAAUGUUUUUUUCUUUAAUUUUAACAAAUGCCUGGAUAUAUUACUUAAAAAUAUUAAAUAAAUCCAAACUAAAGAAAUGCCAGCAAAAGUACAAAUCAAUCACGGAUAGUGUGUAAGAAAUCAAUUUAAACGUGAAUCUGAGUGAUCAGUGAGAUUUGACACAUGCGAAAUUAAAAGGCAUUAGAAAUACAACACUAUGUUCCGGUACGUGAAAAUAUACUCAUGGCGAUUAAAUUGGCAAGGCUCCUUCAAAAUCUUCGGUUCUUCUCUCGUACCUCCGUAAACCAUAAUCAAAAGCCCAGUGGCUGGUAAAGCCUUUUCUUAUCCCGGGAAUACAUUGGCCCUGACCACCAAUCGUAUUUCUUCGAGCGAGGUUGAAUCGUGACCCAUUCAUAAUUAAACGAUUAUCCAACCGACGCGAGGCCAUCAUCGCAACUAUCCUGAGCUAUCGACACUGAUCGAUGUUCGUUUUCUUGCGAUCAACCAUCAGACGCAAUCGUGGAAGCUCAUCUAAAGUGUGUUUUGGCGGCGGCUGGUCGGUUAUCUUGAUUAACCUUGCAAAAGUAUCAAAUCUCGGGAUGACCCACUUAAGAAACAAAGUAUUCUUCUCAAUUGUGUCACGUGCAAAUUAAUGGAGUAAUUGUUUGAAGUUGUUAUUCUCGAUAAGGGAAAAAUAAAUGUUAUCCGAUAUGGCAACAUUUCGAACACUGUCCGCUGAAAGUCUUCCGAUCUGCCUUUGCAUCUCUUGAAAGGAGUUUGAAGAGAUCAACAUGGAUGAUAGCAAGCUGCAAGUAGACGAUGACAGCCAGCACAACCACAGUCGAAGGCCCAGUAGCUGGGGCACCUUUUUUCAUCCCGACGAUAAUAGUCCAGUCGAGCAUCAAUUCAACGACGAAAAAUCAAGCGGUUCGGGAAACACUACUUCUCGCACGUCUUCAGCAAAGUCGACAUCGACAAAAAACGAGUCAAAAUCGCCGGAAUAUAACUGCUCUGUCUAUUCGAAUAGGGAGAUUGUUUAUGAGCUCGACAAAAACGGAGAAACGCCAGCAAGUGUUAAGAGAAAAUUGUCAAGAACCAGCGUGAUCCAUCCGUCCGGAACGACUCUGAUCGCGCAGGAUGCUUUCGGUCCUAAACUCACGGCACCCGCUUCCCCGGAAGUCAACCCCUCGUUGCCAGAUACGCCAGUCUCACUGGAUUUCGCCGAGACCACCGGGAAUUCAUUACCGGCGAAGGAAACGGAAACGGGAAUCGAUUCCGAGACACUUUAUUUUCGCGAUGGUCAUCGAAGAAUCGAUAUGGUAUUGGUUUACCAGGAAGAAAACGAAGGAGUCAUGACUGAAAUAGAAGCUCGUCGGAGAGAACAGAGGCGAGUCUUUCAACAGAAUCUUUUGAAAGAGGGUCUGCAACUGGAGCUGGAGCCAAAGGAGAAUUCAUUUGAUGGAAAAACAUAUUUUCUAAAAUUACAUAUACCUUGGAAAAUAAAGGUGCAAUAUGCGGAAGUAAUGGGUCUGAAACUACCCACAAAGAGAUUCAAGACUAUCCCUAUGAAAACUUGGGAUACAGACGGUGCCAAAGAAACGUCGAAGUUCUUGGAGAGAUGGAGACGAUGGGUCCAAUGGAUACGUAAAAUACAUACUUGGGACACGACAAAAUAUCCUGAGGAACCGUAUUUUUACGACUAUAUAGAUUCUGGCGAUCUUGAAGAGAAGUUUAUCGUAAAAGAGAGAGAUAAUGCUUAUACACCUGCUCAAAGAUCAUUGAUUGUGAUGCAAAUAUUGUUACGAACAAGAUAUGACGAGAACCAUGAGAAAUCUGGUAUUCGUAGACUUUUAGCGGAUGGAACGUAUCUCGAUUGUUUCUCACUGCAUGAGGGUCCUUACAAUAAACCUAUGAGCAAUGGAGAAAUUCUCGAUAGAUAUUUGUUGUAUUUGAUAUGGGCAAGACCUUCGCAAUGGUAUAAGAAACAACCGUUAUGGUUAAUAAGACGAUAUUUCGGUGAAAAAGUUGCUCUUUAUUUCGCAUGGCUAGGAUUUUAUACGAAAUGCUUAUAUGCGCCGGCAGUGGUGGGACUUUUGUGCUUUUUUUACGGCCUUGGAAGCAUGGAAGGCAAGGACAACGUACCCAGCAAGGAGAUCUGUGACUUUAAUAUAGCUGGAAAUAUCACUCUAUGUCCUCUUUGCGAUAAAGUGUGUAGCUAUCAAAAACUCGGCGAUUCCUGUAUAUUUUCGAAAUUAACUUAUCUGUUCGAUAAUCCCGCGACUGUCUUCUUCGCCAUUUUUAUGUCUUUCUGGGCUACUACGUUUCUCGAACUUUGGAAACGACGACAAGCCGUGAUUGUUUGGGAAUGGGAUCUCCAGAAUGCCGAUUACGAUGAAGAACCCAGGCCCGAAUUUGAAACGUCCGUUAAAACCUUCCGUAUUAAUCCCGUGACAAAGGAGAGGGAACCAUAUUUACCCGCGUGGUCUAAAGCCAUACGAUGUUUGGCCACAGGCUCGAUGGUAUUUUUCAUGAUAUGCGUAGUUCUCGGGGCGGUCUUGGGGACAAUCGUAUACCGCAUCUCGCUGGUCGCCGUCUUUUACGGUGGCGGUGGUUCUUUCUUACAGAGACAUGCAAAGAUAUUCACCUCCAUGACCGCCGCCCUCAUUAAUCUGGUGAUAAUAAUGAUACUCACACGGAUAUAUCAUCGAUUGGCAGGGUGGAUGGUCAAUCUAGAGAAUCCGAGAACGCAGACGGAAUACGAAGCUAGCUAUACGUUCAAAAUCUUUCUAUUCGAAUUCGUCAAUUUUUAUUCCUCCUUAAUUUAUAUCGCUUUUUUCAAAGGAAGAUUUUUUGUUCAUCCUGGCGAUGCAGACGCAAGAUCCUCAGAAUUUUAUCGCAUCAAGACAGACGUAUGCGAUCCUGCUGGUUGCCUCUCAGAGGUCUGUAUUCAACUUGCGAUUAUAAUGAUCGGUAAGCAAUGCUUCAAUAACUUUGUCGAGAUUUUAUCGCCGAAAUUGUGGAACUGGUGGCGCAAGAGAACACAAGUGGCGGCGACGAAGAAUCAUGACAGAAGGUAUACGAGUUGGGAGAAAAAUUAUCAGCUUCAAGAUCCAGGAAGACUAGCUUUGUUUGAUGAAUAUUUAGAAAUGAUUUUGCAGUACGGAUUUGUAACGUUGUUCGUAGCGGCGUUUCCGUUGGCACCACUAUUCGCUUUAUUAAAUAAUAUCGCCGAGAUAAGACUGGAUGCGUAUAAAAUGGUAAAAGAGGCCCGACGACCAUUGGCCGAGCGAGUAGAAGAUAUUGGAGCCUGGUUUGGCAUUCUUAGGGGUGUUACUUACGUGGCAGUUGUAUCAAAUGCUUUUGUUAUCGCGUACACUUCCGAUUUUAUUCCACGAAGUGUGUACGCAUUUGUUUACUCUCCCACUGAAGAUCUAACGGGUUAUAUCGAUAGUUCUCUAUCAGAAUUCAAUACUUCCCAUUAUCGCGACGAUAUGAAGAGUGAUGUGGAAAACAAACAUCCAGAGACAUGCCAAUACAGAGGUUACAGAAAUGGUCCAAAUGAUCCUGAAGAACCUUACGGUCUCAGUCCGCAAUAUUGGCACGUCUUCGCGGCACGUUUGGCUUUCGUUGUUGUUUUCGAGCACGUUGUUUUUGCACUUACUGGUAUUAUGAGCUAUGUUAUACCAGCCGUACCACAUUCUCUGGCGACUCAGUUGCAACGCGAACGAUUGAUCGCACAGGAGGAAAAAUAUGAGAAAGAAAUAAAGGGAAAGGAGGAUGAGGAAGAUUUGAUUUCGGUUUUGAGAGAAGCCGGUAGCAUCGGUAGAGGAAGCUGGGCCAGACGAUUUAGCAAACUGAGCGAUGUUCUGGAUGUUCAUGGUGAUGUUAAACACAGCAGGCGCAGCGAUUCUACGGUAUGGGAAGUUCCAAAAUGAUAAUCGGAAAGAGGAAAAGACGUUAACUUUAUCAUAUACAUUCCAUUCAUAAUGCUCGAUUAUAUGUAAGAAUAAUAAGGAAUAAAUAAAGCCAAAUGUGCUAUAUUCUCUUUAUUCUUAAA